Molecule: messenger RNA, 703 nt
Organism: Sorghum bicolor (sorghum)
Lineage: Eukaryota; Viridiplantae; Streptophyta; Magnoliopsida; Poales; Poaceae
Exons: 2
Coding region: 69-404 (111 amino acids)
Source: RefSeq, a predicted model, not a curated record
AAUCCGCCGUGAACGGCGAUUCCUGUCGGACGGUCCUUGGCAAGGCUUGGCUUGCCUCUGCGGCAUCGAUGGCUUCCAGCUCCGGCGCCGCGGCCGCGGACGUCGGCGCCACGGCCGCGAUCACCGUCGAACGGAAGCCGGCGACGGCUCGCCUGUUGGAGCUCGGCGUCAGGUCUUGGCCCAAGUGGGGCGGUCCUCCGGGGAGGUACGCGCUGAGCUACGGAGCGCGGCAGACGUGCUACAUCGUGAGGGGCAAGGCGAGCGCCACCGUGGAGGGCUCGCCGGAGAGCAGCAGCACCGCCCAGUUCGGCGCCGGCGACCUCGUCGUCUUCGCCAGGGGGACGCGGUGCACCUGGCACAUCGUCGCUGCCGUCGACAUGCACUACGCCUUCGAUCCGUCCUAACAGCAAGGAGCCAACGACUAUGCAAACUGAAGGCCGGAACAGCUGUUGGUGAUAAUGAUAAAAGGACCAACAAAAUUGAGCAUUCCAAUUUUGAUCUAAUUCCAACACCAUUCCUGCACAUCGAACUUACCCUAUUUGUGCCUUAAAAUUCCACGCUUCACCAGGAUACUAGUACUACUACAUCAAACACGCCUUUGAUCAGCAAUACGGAAAUCUGAUAUCCAAAUCAAUCAUUUGUACCUUAAAACCUCACAUUGUAAAAAAGGUAGACCAGUGGUUGGACAUGCAUUUUGGCAUCA